This is a messenger RNA of Prunus persica (peach), 2418 nucleotides long. RefSeq names its product two-component response regulator-like APRR1. The record is from RefSeq and is a predicted model, not a curated record. NCBI's taxonomy places the organism in Eukaryota, Viridiplantae, Streptophyta, Magnoliopsida, Rosales, Rosaceae. Gene Ontology annotation, molecular function: protein binding. The coding region runs from base 473 to 1897 and encodes 474 amino acids. Gene Ontology annotation, biological process: cytokinin-activated signaling pathway; phosphorelay signal transduction system. The transcript is spliced from 5 exons.
AAUCCGCCAUGUCAAAUCCAGACCAAACAAAAACUAGAAAAUAAAAACUCGAGCAAUCAUGAAGUUUUGUGGACAAAUUAAUCUUAGACCAACUUCUUUACUUUUGUUCUUAAUGAGAAAUGCGAUCAUCCUAUCCUUACCCGAGUUAGUUUGCAAUCCCAACCGUCAAUCAACUGACAGUCUUCACUUGUAUGUAAUUCUUCACGGCCCGCCGCUCCGCCAGCCGUACGAUGUGGCCGUGGUGGUUGCUGAGAUUGGAGUCUCCGGCAACUGAGAACCAUAACCCUGAUCCUAAUUAGGAACUUUGAUUGAAGCACUGGACCUCAAGUGAUAAUUUUUAUCUCCCCAUUUUGACCAUGGAGGUUCUCUAAUAUAUCAGAGUUUGUCUGAGGGCGGUUUUUGUGUGUUGUGGUGAUGGGAUUUUGAAGUUGUUUUCAUUUUGGAGUGUCUUGGGCUUUGAUGGGUUUUGGCUAUGGAGUCUAAGGAGCUCAAUUUGAAGAAGCACUCUGAAAAUGGUGGUAGUGGUGGUGAUGGGUUCAUUGACAGAAGCAAAGUGAGGAUCUUGUUGUGUGAUAACGACGAGCACAGUUCGGAAGAGGUUUUUGCCCUUCUGAUGAAAUGCUCUUACCAGGUCAUUUCAGUGAGGUCUCCAAGACAGGUGAUUGAUGCAUUGAAUGCUGAAGCACCUGAUAUAGAUAUCAUACUAGCCGAAGUUGACCUUCCCAUGAGAAAGGGCUUGAAAAUGUUGAAGUAUAUCACAUGGGAUAGAGAGUUAAGGCGCAUUCCUGUAAUCAUGAUGUCAGCACAAGAUGAGGUCUCUACUGUUGUUAAGUGCUUGAAGCUCGGAGCAGCAGACUAUCUCGUAAAGCCUUUACGAACUAAUGAGCUUCUAAACUUGUGGACACACGUGUGGAGAAGAAGGCGCAUGUUUUCUAGUGCUGCUGCUAUGGAGUUUCCAGUCAAUAAUGUAUCAGAAUUUCGGCCUGACGUCCCAGGAACACAUGACCACCAAACUGGAAAAUCUUCAUCUGGCCCAAAAAAGAGUAACCUAAAGAUGGGAGAGUCAUCAUCAUUCUUUACGUAUGUUAAAUCAAGCACACUUACCUGCGCUGAAGACAAUGUUGUUGAAGAAGUGAGGAUAAAAGAGAAACAUCAAGCAUUUGGUUGCCAAGUUGUGGAUGAUCCCCAAGUACACGUAAGUCGAGAGGCACAGGAAAGCUAUUCAGAAGGAGAUGACUUGCAGGGCAGUAAUAGUAGUGUCCCAGAUUCCCUUUCAUUGGAGGGGUCUUGUACCCCACUUGGAUCAAUGUUGCUUCAACAUGAAAAGAAUUUUGAGAAAGACCAAUCCUCACAGGUGCUUGUGCAUCCAAGAAAUGAACUUCAACAAGAUUUUUCUGGCUUACCUGCCCAAGCUGCCUAUCCGUAUUAUAUUCCAGGGGUUGUGAAUCAAGUUAUGAUGUCAUCAUCAACACAAGUGCAUCAAAAGAAUCCACAUGACAUGCAAAAUCAUUCUACAACCGCUAUUAUGCCACAAUACAGUCAUCUUCCGCACUGCCCUCCAGAUGUAACUGGGAUGACUCCAUUCCCCUGCUACCAGCUUAGUGUAUGCUUACAACCUGGUCAAAUUCCUAAUACUCAUCCAUGGCCAUCACUUGGAAUUUCAUCUUCCACUGAAGUGAAAUUAAAUAAGGUUGACAGAAGAGAGGCAGCGUUGAUUAAAUUUACGAAAAAAAGAAUGGAGCUUUGUUUUGAUAAAAAGAUCAGGUAUGUUAACCGAAAGCGACUUGCUGAAAGGAGACCUCGUGUGCGGGGACAAUUUGUGAGGAAGGCAAGUGGUGUAAAUCUGGAGCUUCAGUCAAGGGAGUACUCUCCGGAAGAUGGUGCUUCUGGAUGUUAAAGUCAUUCUUAUUGGACAUGAACGGGAAUUUUCUAAUUCCUAAGAUGUGAUAAUUACUUUGUAGUUGUAAAAUUUUUGUUUUGGAAGUUCCUGCAUGCAUCUUUAGAUGCUCCCUAUGUGGAUGCAUGAGAAUUUGGCUGCUCUGUCUAAUUGGAGUAUCCUAUGAGCAUCAUCAUACCAGUUGAAAAAUAUUGGUUGAGGGUGCAAGCUUCUCGUUCUAAUUUCAAUCAUAUAAAAAAUCAGAUCAUUGUCUUCAUCUUGUUCAGGAUCACAAAAGCCCGAAAGAGAAAUGAUAUAGAGCUCGUCAAUCAACUAUUCCACCGCAAAUUGUGUUUGCUAGGAUUGGAAGCAUUCAUCGUUGGUUCGUUGCCAUGUUCAAAAUCCAAAUGGGAAAUAGGUUAGUCUUCCAAAUUCUUAGUGAAGAAUGUUUUACUUUCUAAGUAAUGUCUCAAAAGGAGAAGUUUUGAAUAAUGUCUCAAGGGAGAAAUUCUGAAUAAUAUCUCAAAGGAGAAGUUUGUUUU